AUGCAUCCAGAGGUGGUUCUCGCUGUACUCCUUCCACACCCGGUUGAAGUUGCUCGUGUUGGAAGUUGUUGGGACACGUUUUGCGGAAAGACGGCCGUCGUGAAACAAGGCCUAAGCCGCAUCAGCAGUCUCAUCCCAUACGACGUAAUGACCUUCGAGACAUGGGACUACAUAAUGCCCUACUGGUUGGAGUCCAUUCGCACAGAAGUCAAACCAGACGAAUACCGUGAGCUAGAGGUUUUACUGAAGAAAGUGUUUGACGCCACUGCCGGUCCUUUUCCUUUUCUUCCGGCCAAAGUUUACCACUUCGCCAGCGAACGCUUCCUAGACGCCACUGUUCCCGUUCAAGACCAAGUUCUAUCUUGGCUGGAAAUUUUGACGGCUGUCGAGGUGGCGAUUCCAGUAAAAGAACUCUUCACAAUGUUCCGCAGUGGGGUUUCGGCUUUUCACAAAGCUGGAGUUCUCAGUGACACGAUCUGCCUCGAGGAAUGCCAUUCACUGCAGCGUCAGUCGACGUGGUUCGGGGACGACAACGAAUACGAUCUUGAAAACUUCGCCUUCUCCAACGCCGACAGCUUCGCCUCCGACGACGGCGAUGGGGGUGGCGGAGUGGACAGUGAAGACGGCGACACCAACCUCCUAGACGAGAUGGAGGAAGAGUGCGAAGACAACGACGAUGAGGAGGAAGGCAAGCAGCAAUUCAUGCUUUUACUGCCUUAAGAAGCCGGAGACGGACUCCAAAGCCCCAGCCAACCUGAGGAAGUCGGAGACGCCGAUGAAUUCGAGGCGGUAGCCACCAGCGCUGUCGACGCCGACGAUUCAGCCGGUCUCUUGGCUCCGGGGACAAAGUCUGCAACCGAUAAACAGAGUCGAAAGAAAUCCUCUUCUCGCGAUGCCAUUCGCUUCUUCCUUGGCGAGAAAAAGGGCCUAAAAGAAUCCGUCAAUCGGAAGGUCUCCGAGGAGCUCAACCAGCUGGCAGAGGGUGUGAAACGGAGUUCCGAGGGUAAGACCCGUCCCGCCUUGCCGAACAUGGUCGUGUCGAACGCGAAACGCCAAUCACGACGCUUCUCCAUGCUGAGCCGCCGAAAGCUCCGGGCUAAUUUCUGGACUGAUAAGACAACUGUGGUCUACAGAUCAACGCGUUGCCUGGGACAAAUGCUUCACCUUGUCAUUAAGCAGGUUAGCGCAAUCAAUACAAUAAUGCAUUAUAUUGAAGGUCUGAAGCUCACUGAUCCGUUCGGUCACGCGGGGUUUACGCAAGAAGCUCCUCAGCUGGUGCUCGCUUUGCUCAGCGACAUGCUUCACCUCACGUGGAUGCCAGCAGGCCUUCGAGGUGAGGGGUCGCGUUUGCCGCGUAAUCGCGCUCCAGCCGGGGGACACGGCAGCAGCAGCAGCAGUUGUCUGGGUCAUUGCACAGCCCCUGCUCCCGUGGCCAAUUGUCAAAACCCCCCAGCUGCUGGCGGAGCAGGCGGGAGUCUGGCAGCCCUCUUUUCAGCCACCCAGUCCACGGCCGGCCAGGUGGACGAUGACUUCUGCGCCUACUGCCAGGACGUCUGUUGGUGGUUUGAAAUGGCCAGUCAGUUGUGCUGCCACAUUGCGCCGGCGUCACCACCGGCUCUGCCGAAACUCGAAUUAUCGGCUACUGCAAUCGGUGCUUUCUUGAUUCCACCUGCCUUCCCAAAAUGGUGCACUGGCUUGGCUGCCAGCGAAAUUGCGAGGCGUACAGAGGUAAAGAACUUGGGUUUUGUGAGCGACGAUCAUUCCCAGCCACCGACAGCCAUGGAUACUGACUCGACAGAACCCUCGGAAGCCGACCUACAGAGCUUCCCUCCAACACUUCGGUUCAUCUACCAGCUCCUUCGCUGCCUCAUGGGGAAGUGGGGCUGUGCUGGAGUCUCCUACGUCCCCAAGCCACAAACUUCAGGCGAGGACUCAGAUGGAACGCAAGUUGUUUACGAAGGCAGGACCCCACGCGACCCAGUGGUGCUGCGACACCUACUCGAGUGCCUCAACUACCUCGUGCGUGUUGGCAAUGCCUUGCAAAACAUCUUGAAUGCCGCAGCCAGGGCGGCUGAGAUUUCGGCCGCGUCGGCGAGUGUGGCAGCAGGUCAAGACGCCCCACGGCUAGCUCGACCCAGUGGAGUUCCAGCCAAUGCCGGUGCUUCUCUUGGGGUUCAAGCCUCGUUUGUUCUCUACAUGGUUGAACAUUGCAUGAUUCCAUCAUUGUGGAACUUGUUGACAGCUGAGUACUCGCACCUAGCAAGUUGGGUAGUCCCUCUACUUCUGCAGACUCUAACCGUGCCUGGAAUGGCUAACGUCUUCUGGCACCUCAUCGAACAAGAAUGCACCCAUGUGGACUGGAAGGUUAGGUUCGACUGCAUGGAGAAGAUAUACUCACUGCUGCGACAGCUGGACGUCGCCGUUGUCUCCGGUUUCCACAAUGGACCGGCAUCGAAGGGUCUAACAAUCGGACGUCUAGCGGCUUCCUCUACGGUGAGCAACAGCGGUGCUGGAAGCGGAGGUGGUCUCGCAGCUCGCGCUGGUCGUCGUGUCGGAGCAUUCAAGGGACAUAACGCGAACGCCAACUCGGCGUCGAAUGCUUCAGGGGGAUAUGGAAGCAACCUUCUGUGGGGAGGAGGGUAUUCACGGGGAAUGGAUGGAGCCACAAAUGGCGCAUUGGGGCCCAUCCAUCCCUUUGUAAUUAAUGCAAUUGCACACCUCUUCUCGCGUCUGAUUGGUUCCCUUGAUGACUACAGUUCAGUCGUGGCUCAGAGAACGUCUUAUCAUCUCAAUGGCCUUGACGACAAUGCACUGAGCGUGAGUAUUUGUCGCGCAUAUUCAAUCUCGUUACACCACGUGGACGAGAAAUUGCAUUCGCGUUAUCAUCCAAUCAGAUUUCUUCCCCUGGUUAAAGCUUAUUUUGAUUAUGAUAUGUCUCUUUUUUGCACACCUCUUAAGUGCUGUAUCCAAUGCCUCGAGUACCACUUCGACACCAUAGCUUCUGAUCGCACAGUUGUUUUACAACGGAUGCAGCAACUGAGUUCCGCCCUCCCGAAUCGCCAGAUAUUCACCUGGGAUUUCUUUAUUGACAGAUUCGGUAUCCUUUCAAUAGGUGCGCAAAUAUCUGGCAAAACCAAUCCCGAUAUUGACUCUGUGACCGACCUGAAUAACAUGAACAAACGCGGCGAUGCAUUUCAACAGCAGUUCAAUCGAGCAGUUUUCGCCGCAUCGGGAGCUGGCAUGUUGCCUUCAGUUAGCAGUCAGACGCGGUACCACAAGGAAGACGACAAACGCCACGAGAAUGCUGAGGUCACGAAAACUUCUGAAUCGAAGGUCCAGCCUCAGAAUUCCUCGCUGAAGCACACAGGUGGGCCGGGAUCUGCUGAGUUUAUGGAUAGCGCAAAUAAAUUUCUGUCCUCUCUGCAACUGAAGUUGGACCAGGAGGGCUCGGACCGGGCCACGCUGCACCUGUGGGUCCAGCUGCUGUUGCGUUUCAUGGCCGUCGUCGACAUGGACAGCGGCGGGCAAGGCAACAAGACACGCAGGGGCGUCUCUACAGACGAGAUCAGGGACAAAAAGGCCCUUUCAAAAGUCCAGCGUCACCUCGCGCUACUUCUUGGCUACGCCGACCAGGCUUUCAACAUUCCGCCGUACAAAUUAAGGUGUGACUCUCAUGGUCCUGCAGGUGUGCGCCUCGCCACAGCGCUACGCCAACGACAGCCAGGCGCCGAAUUUUACACUGCGACUCCUCGAGCCCCACGUCAGGCACCAUUGGCUAAACACACUCAUCGUCAUCCUCUACAAGGCAAGUGUGUUCACAGGUUUACGCUAACACCCCCAAGCCUUGGCAUUCACGUUUGUGUUCCACGGACGUGGUCCAACAAAAUGGCAACUUAG
Molecule: messenger RNA, 3897 nt
Organism: Mesocestoides corti
Lineage: Eukaryota; Metazoa; Platyhelminthes; Cestoda; Cyclophyllidea; Mesocestoididae
Source: the annotation of a GenBank genome assembly